AUGUACUGAACUUUGGAGCGGAACAUGAAGGUAUUUAGACAGUUGGGAAAGAUUUCUGCCUGAAGGGAAAAAUCACAGAGAAAAUGGUGAAGAUUUAUCCCAUUAUUUUGAUAUGCAGUUUGCUGCUAGAAACCUGGCUUUCUUCUGAAGCUUCAGUGUUUCUGCCGAGGGAUCUGGCGGGCUCUCUUUUAAAGAGACAGAAACGCUAUAACACAGGUAGAUUAGAGGAGAUGAUGAAGGAUAAUUUGGAGAGGGAAUGUUAUGAAGAGCGCUGCAAUCUAGAGGAGGCCAGAGAGGUUUUUGAAGACCAGGAAAAAACUAUGAAAUUCUGGAUCACUUAUAUGGAUGGAGACCAGUGUCAGUCAUCCCCCUGUCAGAAUGGAGGGAAAUGUGAGGAUGGGAUGAACACAUACACCUGCUGGUGUCCAGCCCGCUUUAGUGGGAAGAACUGUGAGUUAGAAAUGGCAAAACAGUGUAAAGUAAAUAAUGGAGGCUGCAUGCACUUCUGCAGUGUGGAUAAAAUUUAUGGUGCUGUGUGUGACUGUGCCAGGGGUUACAGACUGGCUCUGGAUGGCAGGACUUGUGAACCUACAGGGCAGUACCCAUGUGGACGUCUUGGAGCGAAUAUUGCUGAAACACUUAAGACAAGGUCUCUUAUCAGUGCCGAGAAUGGAAAUCAAAGUCUCUCUCUCAAUCACAUCAAUACAACAGAGUCCAGUCCUACAGAUCUUCCUGAUGUGAACGGGACUAGCACACCUCAGCCUACACUGGAAAACAUCACCUCAUUCUUUCCCACUCAGGCCUCCAACACUGGAAAUCGUAUUGUAGGAGGAAGCGAGGCAACACCAGGGGAGAUACCAUGGCAGGUGGUUUUUAUGGAAAAGGUGAAUAAGAUUGCAUUUUGUGGCGGCUCUCUCCUCAGUGAUGAAUGGGUCAUUACAGCUGCCCACUGUGUUGAAGGAAAGGUGGGAUCUUUCUUCAUCAGAUUGGGGGAGCAUGAUGUGUCAAAGAAUGAGGGAAGAGAGAGUGACUACGGCAUAGAGGAGUACCAUAUCCAUCCAAGUUACAACUCUCAGCGGAGUCUUUACAAUCAUGACAUCGCCCUGUUAAAGCUCAAGGGACCCGCCAAAUUCUCUGACUACGCCCUGCCCAUCUGCCUGGGCUCGAAGGACUUCACAGAGAACUUGCUCAGGAGUGCAGAAAACUCCCUGGUGAGUGGCUGGGGGAGGCUACGGUACGGGGGCGUGGAAUCUAAAACACUUCAGAAAGUAGAGCUCCCCUACGUGGACCGGACCGAGUGCAAAGGCAGCAGCACCGACACCGUCUCCCGCUUCAUGUUCUGUGCCGGUUACAGUAUGAUACACAAGGAUUCCUGUCAGGGGGACAGCGGCGGACCCCAUGCCACCCACUAUCAGAACACAUGGUUCCUCACGGGAAUCGUCAGCUGGGGCGAGGAGUGCGCUAAAGAGGGAAAGUAUGGCAUCUACACCCGUGUAUCCAAAUAUAUGAACUGGAUAAGUAACAUUACUGGCAUCAGAACAGGACAUAUGUCCAAUACUGAUCAACAAAAUGGGAAUUAAAUUAGGCCGUUGUGUGACUUACAAAUGAGUAGAUGAUGGAAGCAAUCAGAAUCAACAAAAGAGAAAUGAUAUGCAAAUGCUAUUAACAAGUAACAAGUCUCAGUUAGCCUAAUGCAGUACUCUUAGCAAGGUUUUUUUAAAUCAUAUAAUAAAGAAAGAAAGAAAGAAAUGAAAAAAAUUAAAAUAAAAAGAUAGAAUAGGAAAAGAAUAGAGCAAGCUAGUGUUAGAGGCCUUUUUUGCUUUUGUUAAUUGUAUAAUAAAUAAAAAAGAAAACAGAUAAAAUACGUAAAGAUUAGAGAAGCUAAAGCUAGUUUCAUUUUUAGUAUCAUACAAAUACAUGUCAGAAUGAAUUAGAGCUCACAGAUCAUUUUGUACAGAUGAUAUUUACUAGUCAUCAUUCAACAGACAUACUGUAACAAUCAAGAAAAAAAUAUAGUUUUCCAUUACACUUUGUGCUUGUACAUGUAGUGAAAUUAUUUUCAUACAUGAUAUACAACAAAGCAGUAUGAGUCACGUUCAUCUUUGUAACUCUGUACAUAUUAUACACUAGAAGUGUAUGGCUUUAAGAAGUGCACUUCAAACUGAGUACACAUGAACCCAUUCAGACCACUUUUCUCCUCCCUUAUCGAGCCCUCUUUUAAACUAAUGACAUGCAAAUGUACACGACUUUUUAAAAGUUUGGGGUCAUUUUUAAACUGUUUUAUAAUACAAUUUAAUUUAUUCUUGUGAUGACAAGCUGAAUUUUCAGGAGUCAUUCCUCCAGUUUUCAGUGUCACAUGAUCCUUAAGAAAUUAUGCCAAUAUGCUGAUUUGGUCUCAAGACACAUUUCAUAUUAUCAGUGCUGACAAAAUAUAAUGUUUUGUGAAAACUAUGAUUUUAUCCAGCAUCCUUUGAUGAAUAGAAAGUUCAGUAAACAGCAUUUAUUUGAAAUAGAAAUAUGUAUCAGUGCCUUUACUUUCACUUUUAAAAUCAAUUUAAUGCAUCCUUUCUGGAUAAAAGUAUGCAUUUCUUUUCAGGAAUGUUUUUUUUUUUUUUUUAAUCUUACUGACCCCAAACUUUUAAAUGGUACUGUAUUUAUUCAUUGCAGUUUUUAAUGAGGUUAGCUAAUGUACAUUCAUCGUAAUGGUUUCUAAGCAAUUAACAAAAGUUAAAUGCACAUUGUGAGUGCAGGAAGUUUGACAGAGAAAAAGUUAUUAGAUCGAACAAGUUUACAGUGGAAGUUAUAAUGAUGUAUACCACAAAGUUUUAUUUCAAUGACAAAAACUGACCCAAAAAUGGUGUAAGUGAUUAAAAAAUGGAUUUAUAAAUCAAAAUGAAUUAUGCUGUUUCUACAGUAAAUCUGUACAAAACACUUUGAAAUCUAAGAAAAUUUGCUAAGUAGCCCAGAACAGCCAUAUCUGAACUGGAUUUGGAAGUUUUCACCUCACACUCUCUGAAAUAAAAUAUUUCUCUUAAAUAUUUAUUGGAGAAAUACCAAAGUAAAGUCAGAGUAAUAAAAAAGAGGAAUUAGUGUCAACCUGGUUGGUUUUGGAAUGGAUUGUUAGGUUUUGGCACAUAAACUAGAUACUAAUGUUUAGUUUAUCUUUCAUUCUUUGUAGCACUGCUAUCCAUUCCAGCACUAAAAUGGCUUUUUAAAACAAGUAUCCAACCACUGUACCUAUCCGAGGAGAGGAAGAAAUUGUUUGCUAUUCUCUCAAGCCAGUGUACAUUACACCCCAUGCCAUAAACCGUCUUGUUUUUAAUAUAUACUAAAACACUGCGCUAACUACACAAAUACAUGUUUUAUAUCAUUAUAUGGCACAGCAUGGUGAUGGUACUUUCCAGGGAUGAGGUGGAUCAGUGUAAAGUGCUUUGCAAAUCUCUUUUUAUUUCCAGAUGUAUUGUUGUAGUUGUGGUCAUUGGCUCAUUCGAGGGACCUUUUUGUCUUUAAAUCCAGUAUAAUCCAAAAUCCCCACUGAUGGCAGAUGGAAACUUUCUCUCAACUAGGUAGCUCUGUUUUUCUGACUUGGUGUUUGUUUGUGUGCUUCAGGUUGGCGUGACUGAGCUCAGUCCUGAAUGAUAGUAAUGGCCUUUAGGGUUGUCACAUGGUGUGAGCUUUGUGUACAUCUGGUUUAUGUACUUAGGUGUUGCUGGGCUUCCUGCUGUUUAUAUUUCCCGUACCUAUGAGACAACACCGGACUGCUUUAGAGAAAGAAAAGCUUCUACUGCAGUAGAUCUGAUCAAAUAAACAUAUAUUCAACAUG
Molecule: messenger RNA, 3823 nt
Organism: Carassius auratus (goldfish)
Lineage: Eukaryota; Metazoa; Chordata; Actinopteri; Cypriniformes; Cyprinidae
Gene: f9b
Product: coagulation factor IXb
Exons: 8
Coding region: 84-1580 (498 amino acids)
Biological process (GO): blood coagulation; proteolysis
Cellular component (GO): extracellular region
Molecular function (GO): serine-type endopeptidase activity; calcium ion binding
Source: RefSeq, a predicted model, not a curated record